AUGUCCCUCACUAUCCAGCACGCCUUCGAUGUCGGUAAAUAUUAUCUUGCCAAUGUUAGGAUAUAUCACGCUGCCAUUUUGAUAUCUGGAUAUAUCUGCUACCGAGCAUUAUAUCGCAUUGUACUCUGGCCUUGCUUGCUUUCUCCCCUUCGCCAUCUCCCUGGACCGCCCACCGGUAAUCCUUUGAUCGGCCAGUGGCGUGCUAUUGUUCACAAAGAAGCCGGCAUUCCUCAGCGUGAAUGGGUCAAGAAAUAUGGUCCUGUUGUUUCUGCUGUCGGUCCCAUAGGCGUAGAACGUCUUAUAUUCACGAAACCCGAGGCGCUACAUAGAAUACUCGUCAGCGGUUGGCUCGAAUGUCCUCGUCCAAGCUUCUUAAAAAAUAUCCUUGGUUUAGUGGCUGGUUACGGGCUUUUGACGGUAACAGGCAACGAACACAAGCAAAUGCGCAAGGCAAUGAAUCCAGCUUUCUCGAUCCCUAAUUUGAUGGCUCAGACUGAUAUGUAUUAUGACUCUAUCGAAAGUCUUAUAGAUAUCCUCAGGUCUGAAGUCAACGCUGAAAGGGACCCUGCGAAGGGGAAAGAAAUUCUCAUGUACGACUGGAUGAGCAAAGUGACUUUGGACAUUAUAUGCGAGACUGCCUUCGGUUAUAAGCCAGAUUCCCUACAUAAUCCUCACAAUGAACUUGCAGAAGCUUACGAGAACUUGAUCGACUUACAAUCAGGUCCCAAUAUCGCUCGGUUCAUUUUAUUGGUGAUAAUUCCAGGAUUUCCCUAUUUGCUAGCUUCACAGUGGGGCUACAAUCACCGUCACUGGUUUGAGAAAAUUCCUAUUCUCCGUCCUGCGGCCAUCCUUAUGGACUCUAUGCAUCGCAUUAAAACGAUAUCUCGCCAAAUGUUAGCAGAAAAAACUGCAGACUUGGCCGUGGCUGCAUCUGAUACCGAGGCUAAACGAGAUAUCAUGUCUUUACUUGUGCGGGCUCGUACAGCUGACAAAGGCGAGGGUUACCAAAUGAGUGAUACUGCCAUGAUGGAUCAAGUUUUGACGUUCCUCGGCGCUGGACACGAAACGACAGCUUCAGGUUUGGCAUGGACGCUCUGGCUCCUCGCCAACGAUACUGCUGCUCAGGACAAGCUCCGACAUGAAGUGUCUGCCAUACUUGCUAAUAAUCCCCGCCCCGACUAUCGUACUUUAAAAGAUUUACAGUGGCUUGAUUGUGUUGUCAUGGAGAGUCUGCGCGUACUUCCCCCUGUACCAAUGACUGUUCGGAAAGCAGCAGAAAAUCAGAGUAUUGAUGGUACGUUUGUCCCUAAGGGAACUCUACUCUAUAUUCCGAUCCGCGUCGUCAAUACCUGGAAGGAAAUUUGGGGUGAAGAUGCCGAGGAAUUCCGUCCCGAGCGGUGGCUCAACCUCCCUAAAGAAUACAACUCCACCUUUUCGUUGUUGUCAUUCAUUGCAGGCCCGCAUGCUUGCAUUGGUAAAACCAUGGCCAUCAUGGAGAUGAAGGCUAUCUUGGCCGGUAUAAUUGCAAAGUUCGCUUUUGAGCCAGCGUAUGUGGGACAGGUGGCUAAACCUACAGCUGCUAUCACUAUGAAACCCGCAGAUGGCAUGCCUUUGCGUGUGAGAUGUGUAGCACCAACGCCUGUCGCAAGCAUGGCAUUGUGA
Messenger RNA from Serpula lacrymans var. lacrymans S7.9, 1662 nucleotides. RefSeq lists its product as uncharacterized. NCBI's taxonomy places the organism in Eukaryota, Fungi, Basidiomycota, Agaricomycetes, Boletales, Serpulaceae. The coding region runs from base 1 to 1662 and encodes 553 amino acids. The record is from RefSeq and is a predicted model, not a curated record. The transcript has 15 exons. Gene Ontology annotation, molecular function: monooxygenase activity; iron ion binding; oxidoreductase activity, acting on paired donors, with incorporation or reduction of molecular oxygen.